Messenger RNA from Brassica rapa (field mustard), 1856 nucleotides. RefSeq names its product probable long-chain-alcohol O-fatty-acyltransferase 4. Lineage: Eukaryota; Viridiplantae; Streptophyta; Magnoliopsida; Brassicales; Brassicaceae. Gene Ontology annotation, biological process: lipid metabolic process. The record is from RefSeq and is a predicted model, not a curated record.
UGACCGAGAGGCUUUCUAAAGAAGCCUUGUUGGCCAAUGACUUCGUUACGCACAAACUUUUUUCGUACUUUUGGUAAUUUUGCCAAAGAUCUUUUGCUAGUGUUUUAAAUAGCUCAUCAAUCAUAAUGUACUUUUGCUGAAUAUUUCCGGACAAAACUAAAGAGAGAUUAUGUGAUGAUCGGGUUUGGUAUUAUCAAAAUCAUUGCCAUUGCAACUUGGAGUACAACCAAAAAGACUAACAAUGAGUGAUUUGCGCAAGUGAGAUGCACGAAUGAAGCAACUUGAGAAGAAGUUGGAACGUAGAAUUUUUUGCAUGAAUCAUUGAUAGCAUUCCCAUAAAAUCCAAACCAUGACAAAUUAUAUUAUUCAACUGAGUAAUGACUAGACUCUACAUGAUAGAAAUUAAGCAGAUUCUUUGAGUUGGAACGAGUGGAUUCAAAAUUACGAAGCAUAUUAUAGUUAUUUAAGAUUUAUAAGAUUUAUAGUUAUUUAGUACUUCUCAAGUAUGGUUCACACUUGAACAAAACAAAUGUUAUAAAGUCAACAUGCAUGUAUCAUUUACUUUUAGCGUAAGCUAAGUGUCAAUGGAGUGUGCCACUGGAGUAAAAAUAACGAAACAAUGACUGAAAUCACGCAAGUAAGAUCAAAAGAAGCAACCUAAAAAAUUAAAUAGCUGUAGAACACAUGCCCUAAUUAUAUAUUUGAUUCGAAUUACUUCUUAUACACACAACCACUAAGUUAAAGCCUUGGUGAUUGCAAGGACUCAUCAAUGCAAAAGGAAAAGAUUUGAAAGAUGGAGGGAGAAACCAAAAGUCUCGUCAUAGUAUGUGUUUCUGCGAUAAUUUAUACAUCUUACUGUUACUACAUAUCAACCAGAAUCAAAGCUGGAGUUUUUAGGCUAAUCUGUGUUCUUCCCGUUUGUGCUUUGUUUCAUAUUUUUCCUAUGUUUUUCUCUACUCUUCAUAUCUCCUGUUCUUUAUCUGUUAUCCUUUCAUGGCUCGCUGGUUUUAAACUCAUACUCUUCUCUUUCGAUCAAGGUCCUCUUUUCCCACUUCCCCCAAAUAUCUUCCGAUUCAUUUGCUUCGCUUGCUUGCCCAUCAAGGCCCAACAAAACCCUAAUUCUAAAACUCAAUUUCCCAAAUGGGUUUUCCCCAUCAAAGUUGCCAUAUUUGGUGUGGUGUUACAUAUGUAUGACUACAAACAAUAUAUGUCUCCAGUUGUGCUAUUGGCUAUAUAUCCUCUGCAUAUAUAUUUGGAGCUAGAAAUUGUUUUGAUGCUCGUCAAACUUUUGGUUUUUAUCAUUCUUGGGUGUGAUCUAGAGCCGCAGUUCAAUGAACCAUACUUAGCCACCUCUCUUCAAGACUUCUGGGGUCGCCGGUGGAACCUUAUGGUCACGCAACUUCUUAAGCCGGCUAUAUACAUCCCCGUGCGGCGGCUUUGCAAUGGCCGAAUGAGCUCCGAUCAUGCUAGAUUUUUGGCGGUUAUGGCGACGUUUAUCGUCUCUGGUGUAGCCCACGAGGUGUUCUUUUUCACUUUAACCUUUGAGAUGCCUACAGGAGAAGUGGCUUGUUUCUUUGUGUUGCAUGGAGUUUGCACUGCCGCUGAGAUAGCUGCGAAGAGGACCGAGUUUGUGCGGCGGUGGAGGGUGAGUCCAACAGUGUCGCCGCUGUUUACGGUGGGAUUUGUGGUUAUGACGAGUGGUUGGUUGCUUUUCCCUACGGCUGCAAGAAGCAACAUGCUGGAGAGAGCCGCUAAUGAAGCCUUGUUGUCCAUUGAUUUCUUCAAGCGCACGUUUUUAUACUUAUAAUAACUUGUCCAAUCAUGAUUUAUGGAUUUAUGUGCUUCUGGAUUAUCAA